UAUGAUGAACUGUCAAUUUGCCUCUAUUACAACGAGUGGUUCUUGUAAAGGCGUUGUCAAGAUUAUUCUUCAAAAUAGUCAAUCAUUUUAGAAAUAAUUCCCUAAAAUAAACCACAAUCAUGGCUUUAAGCGACGCAGAUGUUCAGAAACAGAUCAAGCACAUGAUGGCCUUCAUUGAGCAAGAGGCCAAUGAAAAGGCUGAAGAAAUUGAUGCUAAAGCUGAAGAGGAAUUUAAUAUUGAGAAAGGACGUCUUGUUCAACAACAACGCCUGAAAAUAAUGGAGUAUUAUGAAAAGAAGGAAAAACAAGUAGAACUGCAAAAGAAAAUUCAAUCCUCAAACAUGUUGAAUCAGGCCCGUCUAAAGGUUUUAAAGGUAAGAGAAGAUCAUGUAUAUCAAGUCCUUGAUGAUGCUCGCAAAAGGCUAGGUGAAGUAACUCGCAAUACUCCAAAAUAUAGUGAAAUUUUGAAAUCCCUAAUUCUUCAGGGUCUCUAUCAGUUAUUUGAAACCAACGUGUCUGUAAGAGUUCGAGCACAGGACAAGGCUCUUGUGGAAUCGUUAUUACCAGACGUUUCUAAGAAGUACAAGGAUGCCAUAGGCAAAGAAGUUGUUUUAAAAGUCGACCCAGAAAAUAAUCUUCCAGCUGACACCACUGGAGGAAUCGAAUUAUAUGCUCAUGGUGGAAGGAUAAAGAUAAGCAACACCUUAGAAGCCCGUCUUGGACUUAUUUCUGCACAACUUCUUCCCCAAAUUCGUACAGCACUGUUUGGACGUAACGCAAAUCGCAAAUUUACCGAUUAAGGUGCUUUUAUCAUACAUACAUGUCUAUACAUAUGUGUAAAAAAGUUGUUAGAAAAUAUUCAAUAGUUUUUCUUUCUUAAUAAUGCUAAAAGCCAUUAUAUGUGGUAUACAUUCCUUUCUAAAAGGUAUUAUGUUGUAUAUUUAUUAGGCAUUAAUUGUAUAAAAAUCAUGCGCAAAUA
Molecule: messenger RNA, 979 nt
Organism: Agrilus planipennis (emerald ash borer)
Lineage: Eukaryota; Metazoa; Arthropoda; Insecta; Coleoptera; Buprestidae
Product: V-type proton ATPase subunit E-like
Exons: 4
Coding region: 120-800 (226 amino acids)
Biological process (GO): proton transmembrane transport
Cellular component (GO): proton-transporting two-sector ATPase complex, catalytic domain
Molecular function (GO): proton-transporting ATPase activity, rotational mechanism
Source: RefSeq, a predicted model, not a curated record